Molecule: messenger RNA, 1802 nt
Organism: Gorilla gorilla gorilla (western lowland gorilla)
Lineage: Eukaryota; Metazoa; Chordata; Mammalia; Primates; Hominidae
Gene: RSPH14
Product: radial spoke head 14 homolog
Exons: 8
Coding region: 559-1755 (398 amino acids)
Molecular function (GO): protein binding
Source: RefSeq, a predicted model, not a curated record
CUUUGUCGCCAGGCUGGAGUGCAGUGGUGCGAUCUUGGCUUACUGGAACCUCCGCCUCCCUGAUUCAAGCGAUUCUCCUGCCUCAGCCUCCCGAGUAGCUGGGACUACAGGCACGCGCCGUCACGCCCAGCUGAUUUUUGUAUUUUUAGUAGAGACGGGGUUUCACCAUGUUGGCCAGGAUGGUCUCGAUCUCUUGACCUUGUGAUCCGCCUGCCUCAGGCCUCCCAAAGUGCUGGGAUUACAGGCGUGAGCCACUGCACGUGGCCAUAAAUCACCUUUUAACAUUAAUUCCCUUUCAUGGAUGUGUCAGAAGCAUCUGAAUAUGGGUUCCUGGCAGUGAAUGAGCUAGACCCAGAUUUGAACACUGGCUUCUAGUCUUACCAGUUUCAUGGCCUCCAGUAAGCUCCUUGGCCAGAACCUCAGUUUCCUCAUUUGUAAAAUAUGGAUAAUACCAGCCCCCUCCUUAUGGGGUAGUUGAAUUGGAUACUACUUAUUGCUGGCACAAGUGAGUGGUUUCUGCAGAGCUUCAUUUGGAAAGGCCUCUGUAGUUGGGGAAAGAUGGCCCAUUCCCAGAACUCCUUGGAGCUUCCCAUUAACAUCAAUGCCACCCAGAUUACCACUGCCUAUGGCCAUCGGGCCCUGCCCAAGCUGAAGGAGGAACUGCAGUCAGAGGACCUCCAGACAAGGCAGAAAGCCCUCAUGGCCCUGUGUGACCUCAUGCAUGACCCCGAGUGUAUCUACAAGGCCAUGAACAUAGGCUGUAUGGAGAACCUGAAAGCUUUGCUGAAGGAUAGCAACAGUAUGGUGCGGAUAAAGACCACCGAGGUGCUCUACAUCACGGCGAGCCAUAGCGUGGGCAGAUACGCCUUUCUAGAGCACGACAUCGUCCUUGCCCUGUCCUUCCUGCUGAAUGACCCCAGCCCAGUCUGCCGGGGGAACCUGUACAAGGCAUACAUGCAGCUGGUCCAGGUGCCUAGAGGGGCCCAAGAGAUCAUCAGCAAAGGUCUGAUUUCCUCACUGGUAUGGAAGCUGCAGGUGGAGGUGGAGGAGGAGGAGUUCCAGGAGUUCAUCCUGGACACACUGGUCCUCUGCCUGCAGGAGGACGCCACCGAGGCCCUGGGCAGCAAUGUGGUGCUUGUCCUGAAGCAGAAGCUCCUCAGCGCCAACCAGAACAUCCGCAGCAAGGCCGCCCGUGCGCUCCUUAAUGUCAGCAUAUCUCGAGAGGGCAAGAAACAGGUGUGUCAUUUUGACGUCAUCCCCAUCCUGGUCCAUCUGCUGAAAGACCCAGUGGAGCAUGUGAAGUCUAACGCUGCCGGUGCCCUGAUGUUCGCCACAGUGAUCACUGAAGAGAUGGAAUCUCAUUAUGUUGCCCAGGCUGGUCUUGAACUCCUGGGCAGGAUACGAGGGUGGAUGGAGAGGAGCCAGUUGAGGCCGGAAAGGCAGGAGAUGAAGAGGCCAGGCCCAGGCCGGACUCAGCGAAGAUGCAAGAGCCCUGAGGGGAAGUAUGCGGCCCUGGAGGCACAAGCCAUCGGCCCGCUCCUGGAGCUGCUGCACUCCCCCAUGACCAUAGCACGCCUGAAUGCCACCAAGGCCCUUACCAUGCUGGCAGAGGCCCCCGAGGGCCGCAAGGCCCUGCAGACACACGUGCCCACUUUCCGUGCCAUGGAGGUGGAGACUUACGAAAAGCCUCAAGUGGCCGAAGCCUUACAGCGGGCAGCCCGGAUCGCCAUCAGUGUCAUCGAGUUCAAACCCUGAGCCCCUCAUUCAUCUCUGUGAGUGAAUAAAUGCACUAAGUCUCUUUA